Molecule: messenger RNA, 4221 nt
Organism: Saprolegnia diclina VS20
Lineage: Eukaryota; Oomycota; Saprolegniomycetes; Saprolegniales; Saprolegniaceae
Exons: 2
Coding region: 1-4221 (1406 amino acids)
Cellular component (GO): membrane
Molecular function (GO): nucleotide binding; P-type transmembrane transporter activity
Source: RefSeq, a predicted model, not a curated record
AUGACGGUGACGUGGACUGGGCGGUCCAUCACGCAGCUGUCGCUCCACCGCCGGCGCGCCAACCCCGGCGGCUUGGGCUACGGCCUCGAGCACAUCCCGUUCCUGCUGCUCCAUGCGUACAACCUCUACUGGUGCUUCCAGACGUCCGGCGAUCCGUACCGCAUUGCCUUGGCCGAGCUCGAAGAGCAAGGCUUCAACAUGGACCGCAUCUUGAACCCGCCGUCAGAGGACGAUCUUGCGGGCCUCGCCGCCUCGGCGCUGCUCCAGGCUGGCGCCAGCGACGCGCCCAAGAACCCGACCGAUGACAUGAGCAUUCCGCCGCUCCCGAACCCGUUCUUGCCGGCCAUCAUCCCGCUUCUCUUUUGCGUGACGGUCGUCUGCUUGCACAUUCUCAUGCGCCUCCUCCAGAUCUGGUCGACGCGUGUUUUGACCUUUAUCAAGUACAACAGCGUGGCCAACUUGACGGACGCGACCUUUGUCAAGGUCGUGCCCCGCGCGUACCGCGGAAAGAGCGUCAUGGUCGAGCUCGAGCAGCACACGCUUUCGAACGGCGAGAAGAGCGCACCGUUCUUCAUGUUCCAGAAGCGCAAGUACGUCGGCGAGGUCAACAAGGACGACGGCUCGGUGUGCUUUCGCAAGCUCAAGGCGCCCGUCACCAACGCGGUCGAGUCGUACGUCAAGGCCAAGGGUAUCGAUGCGGGUGCGCAAUACACGCGGGCGCUGGACCUCUACGGGCACAACGAGUUUAGCAUCCCGCAGCCGACGUUUGUCAAGAUGUUCCAGGAGCAGCUCGUCGAGCCUCUGACCGUCUUCCAGAUCUUCUCGGUCUGCCUCUAUAUGCUCGACGAGUACUGGCAGUACUCGCUCUUCACGCUCGUCAUGAUCCUCAUGUUUGAAGGCGUCACGGUCUUCAGCCGCCUCAAGAACCUCCAGACGCUUCGGGGCAUGGGCAACGUUUCGCGUGACAUUUACGUCUUCCGGUCGGGCAAAUGGAGUACCGUAAGCUCGUCGGCGAUCGUACCGGGCGACAUCAUCUCGGUCAAGCGUAUCGUCGAAGGCGACUCGACGGUCCCGUGCGACUGCCUCCUCCUCCAGGGCAACGCGGUCGCCAACGAAGCGACGUUGACCGGUGAGAGCGUGCCGCAGAUGAAGGAAGCGAUCGGGCUCAAGGCCAACGCCGACGACCUCGCCGCGCCGCUUGACAUGAAGUCGGGGCACAAGGUGCACAUUCUCUUUGGCGGCACCACGAUCAUGCAGCACGACGCCGGCUCGUCGGUCACGAGCAUUCCGGCGACGCCCGACAAGGGCGUCCUCGCCUACGUGCUGCGGACCGGCUUUAGCGCGUCGCAGGGCAAGCUUGUGCGCAUGAUUGAGUUUUCGUCCGGCAAGGUCACGGGCUCGACGUGGGACGCGGUCGGCCUCGCCGUGCUUUUGCUCUUCUUUGCGAUUCUGUCGUCGGGCUACGUGCUGCGCGAAGGCAUUGCCCGCAAAGGCCGCGUGACGUUCGAGCUCGUCUUGCGCUGCGUGCUCAUCAUCACGUCGGUCGUGCCUGCCGAGCUGCCGAUGCAGACGGCGAUGGCGGUCAACACGGCGCUCCUCGCGCUCGUCCGGCUCUCGAUCUUUUGCACCGAGCCGUUCCGCAUCUCGCUCGCAGGCAAGGUGGACAUUUGCCUGUUUGACAAGACGGGGACGAUCACGACGGACCAGCUCACGGCGGUCGGCGUCGUCUCGUACGACGAAAGCGUGCCCAUGACGGCCGCGAUCCAGCCGCACCAACCGAUGCUGCAGUCGCACCUGAACGCAUGCCUCGUCCUCGCGGGUUGUCAUUCGCUGGUCGAAAUCGACGGCAAGAUGAUUGGCGAUCCGGUCGAAGAAGCGUCGCUGCGUGCGAUCGACUUUACGUACGACGUCAAGAGCAAGACGUGCGCGCCGAACGCGACGAGCGCCGAGCGCGCCGAGUUGAAGGGCGCUCGCGUCCAGAUUCUGCACCGCAACCACUUUGCGUCCAAGCUCCAGCGCAUGAGCGUCGUGGCGCGGUGCCAGUUUGGCGGCCACUCGCGCCUCCGCGUGCUCGUCAAGGGCAGCCCCGAAGCACUCGCCAAGCUCGCGACCGAUGUCCCCGACUGGUUUUGGCCCACGUACCAAGACAUGGCCCGCCGCGGCAUGCGGGUGCUCGCGCUGGCGUACAAGGACUGCGAGAAGGGUCUCUCGGAGGCCGACGUCGGCCACAAGACGCGCGAGUGGGCUGAGAGCAACCUCCGGUUUGCGGGCUUUGCCGCGUACCAGUGCCUCGUGCGCCGCGACUCGGCCGAGAUCCUCCAGCAGCUCAAGGACAGCUCGCACGCGGUCGGCAUGAUCACGGGCGAUGCGACGCUGACGGCGGUCCACGUGGCCAAGGAAGUCGGCAUCCUCACGCGCCCGGCGCUCAUUCUCUCGGGCGGCGACGUGACGUUCGAGUGGAAGUCGGCCGACGACGACAAGGCGGUCGCGGCCUACGCCAAGAGCGCGAUCGUUCAACUGAGCAAAACGUACGACCUGUGCAUGGACGGCGCGGCCUUGUCGCGGGCCAACGACGUCGACGGCGGCGUCUGGAAUCACCUCGAGCUCAUCCGCGUGUACGCGCGCAUGACGCCGGAGCUCAAGGAGCGCGUGCUCACGUCGCUCAAGACGUGCGGCCACUUUACGCUCAUGUGCGGUGACGGUGCCAACGACGUGGGGGCGCUCAAGCAGGCGCACGUCGGCGUCGCGUUGCUCUCGGGGUUCGGGUCGGCCAACGCCGACAAGAGCAUCACGGGCGCGGACGCGCUCAAGAAGAGCAAGAAGAUUGUCGAGGUCGAGACGCUCUCGCGCGAAGGCCUCUUGAAGCUGCACGCGUCGGUGCUCAAGAAGAAGCUACUCGCGCUCAACAUUGCGCACGACAACGUGACGGAGAAGUCGGGGUUGAUCGACCUCCUCCUCGCCGACCAGGCCGCCAAAGAAGCGUCCAAGCCCAAGAAGCUUCUCAACCCGUUUGGCCCGAUGACGCCCGAGCAGCGCAAGGAGCUCCAGAAGAAGCAACAAGAGGAGAUUGAAGCCGACGUGGCCGAGCGCGAGGCGCGUGGCGAGUCGUUUGCGCGCUUCAAGGCGCUCGCGGCGUUUGCCAAGCGCCAGAAGGACCAAGCGUCGGCGUUCCAGGCGCAGCAAAAGGGCGGCAACGGGGGCUUUGCCAACUGGACCAACAACCAGGUCAUGACGCAGUACAUGGACGACUUUGAGGACGGCGAAUUGCCGAUGGUCAAGCUCGGCGACGCAUCGAUCGCGUCGCCGUUCACGUCGCGUGCGCCGUCGAUCAAGGGCUGCGUGGACAUAAUCCGGCAAGGCCGGUGCGCGCUCGUGACGACGGUCCAAAUGUACCAGAUCUUGGCCAUCAACUGCCUUAUCUCGUCCUACUCGCUCUCGGUGCUGUACUUAGACAAGGUCAAGUACGCCAACUCGCAGAUGAUUGCGCUCGGCAUGAUGUCGACGGUCGCGUCGGUGACGCUCUCGCGCGCGACGCCGCUGCCCGAGCUCUCGCCAGUGCGUCCGAUCUCGUCGAUCUUCCACCCCGCGCUCUUUUCGUCGCUCAUCGGGCAGUUUGCGCUGCAUUUGGCCGUCAUGGUCUACUCGACCAACCUCGCCAAGGAGUACACGCCGGUCGACGACACGCGUCACUUGACCGACAUCAAGCCGCUCGUGUUUGAGCCCAACGUCAUGAGCACCGUCAUCUUCCUCGUCAACGGCGUCCAAACCAUUAGCGUCUGCGCUGUCAACUACAAGGGCCGUCCGUUCAUGAAGAGCAUGACCGACAACCCGGGUCUCCUCUACUCGCUCGGGAUCUCGCUCGUCGGCGUCUUCCUCCUCUGCACGGAGGCCAUGCCGCUCUUCAACAAGGUGCUCGAGAUCGUCCCGAUGCCGGACCCGCGCUUUGCGCAGAUCCUCACGGGCAUCUUGACUCUGGACGUUGUCGGCGCCUUUGCGUGGGACCAGCUCUGCCUCCUGCUCUUUGCGCCGCACAUCUUCAUGGCGUCGCUCAAGGCCAUCAACAAGUCGGACAUCCGCCAGCUGAUCAAGAUGCUCGUGAUUGCGCUCGGCGUCAUUUACGUCGUCGCCAACAUUGACUAUGACGAGAUUGAGCGCCAGCAAAAGCUCCUGGACGCGACCAACGCGGCCGGCAGCGACUUUGUCGAAGCCAUUAGCAGCUAA